Chilo suppressalis (striped riceborer) is the source of this 2933-nucleotide messenger RNA. Lineage: Eukaryota; Metazoa; Arthropoda; Insecta; Lepidoptera; Crambidae. The record is from the annotation of a GenBank genome assembly.
UUCUUUGUUAACGUUAUAUAUAUUUUAUAUGUAAUUAACGAUCAUUUACGUAGACAUUAGUCCUCCCCCUGAUUUGUCACUCACAUUCAUAAAGCUCUUUGUCGCACUGUAAUAUGAAUGUAACAUAACAGUGUUUUCACGAAUGGCAAUUUGACUUUAGCGGGAAAUUCAAAUACUUCCGAAAUGGGAAUAAACAAUUUUUUGGGUUUUUUUGCAAGUGUUUAUUGAAUGAAAUAACAAAGAAAACUAAUAAUAAAAUGAAAUAUAUAAAAUAUUGGCUAAUAUACUUCUUUUUUGUAGAAAUAUAGGCCAAGAUCAUAAAGGAAUAGAAAAUCAAUACAUCAGACAAAAUAACCUGACUAAGUUAAGAUGUUAUUCCAUGGUAGUAUUUUCCGAAGAACUGCGGGUUCUGUGUUUGGGAUAUCUAACUUUCCCGAGUUCGAUUUUAUAUUAGGUCAAGGGCUUAUACAAGUACUAGUGCCUAGAUGUAAAAUAGGUCCCGAAAUUAGUAACAAAAAUGUCGUUGAAGGCAUACGAGGAUGCUUGCACAAGAGCCGAAUUAUUUGGACAACCUUUACCAGACAAAGAAGAGUUUUUAGAAAAACAUAAACAUUUGGACGUGGUUGAAUUCGAGGAAAUCGAAAUUAGAACUGCUGAGAACACGGCCAUGCUAGAUGACCGUAUGAAGGAAGCCAAUGGCGGUUUGCAGGAGUUAAACACCAUUCUAAAUUCUACACAAACGAAAAUUAAUAAACUGAAGGGGUUAGGCCCAAAUGACAACGAGAUGACGCCACGACAAGAUGGCGGCGUGCAAAAUGGCGGCAAACAAGAUGGCGGCGAUAUAAACACAGCGCUGAAGGAUUUGGAAGACAUGCAAAACACAUCGUUGAUUAAUAAAGGGGCUGUCAAAGAUAUUGGCAAACAGAUAACUUCACAACUCCGCGUUCGAUCAGCAGCGAUGUUCCUCGUCUUGUUUCUCUGCCCAUUCGUGCUGGUAGCUGCUAAUCCGUUCCACAAGUACCCAUAUGUGUUCUUACUGGACGUCGGCAAUGAAGAGUUACAGAAGACGAACACGGAACAAAUAAGACUUACCAUACCAGGAGGUUCCCUAGCGUUGAGGUAUCCAGCUGUUGACACGGGAGAGACUAUAGCUCAUGUUAGAGUGAGCGGAAUAGAUUUUGGAACAGAUCUCAAAGCCAAUAUUGUAGACGGCGGGCCUGGUUACAAAUACGUCGUUGUUGUAUUCAUGGGUAACCAAGGUGUCCCGUAUGAUGCUGUGAUGACUAUCCAGACAGUAUCCGAUAGUGAUAUUAACGACGUUAAUGAAAGCAGCGAAGGUAAUUUGAGCAGUUCCAGUUUUAAAGAUACCAAAGAUGAUAACAAUAGUGCUGAGGUGACAGAUAAUGAAACUACAAAUGAAGAAACCGCGAACACAAAUUCAAUUGAUGCAAAUGACAGCUCGGAAGAUAUGAGUGAUGAUACAGAAAGCCAAAAGGUUGGAAAUAGUAACACGGAAGUAAGUCAGGGUAGUUCAAAUGUUUAUAGCUAUGCGAAGAACGAAGAAAAUGAAAAUGUUGAUGAUGAUGAUGACAACAAAGGGGAUGAUGGAGACGAUUGUGAUAGUGAUAACUUAGGAAAUGAUAAUGAUAUUCACAGUCAGUACAGUGAAACUCGUCAAGAAAUGGAAGUUAAUGAUUAUCAAAAAUAUAGCGAUAUGAAUUACGAGUACAAUAGUGAUCAAGAUGAACCGGAGCAAAGUGUUUCUAGUGUAUUCGAUGAUGACGAAAACGACGAUAAGCCUGCAAGAGCGAUAGGUAAUAAUUUAUACCAAAGUUAUGCAAUGAUCAGACCUGCUUUAUACGGUGGAGUGAGGUUUUACCCUCAAAACGCUGUGCCUUUCAUGGCGCGUGAUAAUAGUGGUUCAGCUUUUAAUCAAGCAGCAUUUGAUCCAGCUUUUGAAGAUGAAAAUGAACACAACCAACCUGAAAAGUUCAGAGACUCUAACAACAAUUUUUUCGAUUCAGAUGACAGCUCAGCUAUCAUGUCCUAGAUUUAUUCUGAUACUUAAGAACUAGUUUUGUAAAUAAGUCAUAAUAAGUAAGGAAAUAUUACCUUUAAUUAGAUAAAAAAGUUAAUUCGUAAGUCAGGUUUUUAUUUACUCAACACUAACAAAACAGUUGCAUUCAUUUAAAACAAUUUCUAAUAAAGUUUAAAGUUCGAUAAGAAAAUAAAUAAUAAAUCUAUCUUUAUAUGAACAAUUUACUGAAUUAGCAAUCAGAUAUCGUUUAAAUGUGUUUGUGGUGGUGUAGUAACAUCAAAUCAUAUAAUUUUCAAGUGUAAUCAUGUGCGAAUAAAGUUGAAUGAGUUAUGGGCUUAUAAAUAAUUUAAAAGCAAUGUUGAAGAAUUGAUGUCAUUCUAUUUUCUUUUCCGUAGGCGUACACGCGUUCCAAUCAAAACGAUUGGCAAAAUAAUGUUAUAUACAAUUAACCAGUUUUUAGAUAAGUUCAGUUGACAAACAUUAUUCUUAUCCUAUGCGAUGGAUUAGGAAUCUUAAGAAGCGUUAAUAGUAAGGUUGAUAUUUGUGUGGCUAUAACCGGCGGCUUCGUUUUCAAUAAUUGGGAAGCCCUUAUUAUCUCACCGGGUAAUCUGCGUUAUCUUAUUCAAAUGACGCAUGAUAUAAGUAAAUUAGUGUUUCUUUUUGAGAUACACGUGGUCCAUUUUUGGUAAUUUAUUUCUUACACGCGCUACGUUUGUACGUCGUGUCAUGUUAAACAAGUAGGCACCUACUUAUUUCGCUUUUUUAUUUAUAUGGAAUUUCCAUUAGCGUAACUUUAAUAAACUUUGAUUAGCAAUAGCAGGUUAUCAAAUGUCAAAUCCAUAGAAUCGAUUAUGAGGAAAAUGAAAAGAAUGCCCAUUUGUUUUGAGCAGAAUAG